AAGAGAAUAUUGUCGGCACAUUUUGUGACAAAUGGACGACGGGUUAUACCUUAUGGUUCCAAGCCACCUCCUGUUUCCAUGUCCUGAGAUCUUCUCCCAUGGCUUGGAUGAAUUCCUAACGAACACGACGGCAUGUACUCACACCCACACCUGCAACAGUCCAUCGUCGGUCGGGACGCACACCCACACGUGCCUGCACACGCACACCCAUGUCAUGGCUUCCGGCGAGGACGAUGUGGAGCAAGAUCAGCUGAGAAAUCCCAGCCGGAAACCUCUGGGGAACCGGGAGGCCGUGCGCAAGUACCGGCAGAAGAAGAAAGCCCACGCGGCCUUCCUCGAGGAGGAGAUCAAGAAGCUCCGCGCCGCCAACCAGCAGCUGCUGAGGAUGCUGCAGGGGAAGGCGGCGCUGGAGGCCGAGGUGGUGAGGUUGUCGACCCUCCUGAUCCAUGUCCGUGGCAAGAUCGACGCAGAGAUCGGUGGCAUCCUCCUCCAUGACGAGCCUCCUGCUCCAUGUUUUGAAACUGACGCUCAGGCGGCCGCGGUCCGGGAGGACUGUGAGAUCGAUGAGAGUGGCAUCGUUUCAGGAGAACUUGGUGCUCCUGAAAUGGCGGAUUCCAUGGAUGCUGUUGCGAGCUUUGUGAACUCUGCUGCCUAAGUGGCUGACAAUGACGUUAUUCAGAGUUCUUCAUAUACAGUUUUCAGGUCUAUGGUACCUUCGGAUGCUUUUGCUACUGCUGUUAUAUUUUCCUUCCCCUGUCACAUAGCCUGUCUGAAUAAAUGGCGGCCGUGAAGUUAAACCAUGUCAAGUGCUUGAUGAAUGAUGAGCAUACGUUAUUUUUACUUGGUUUCGAUUUGUACUGUUACUUGUAUAUACUGUUGGUGUUGGAAGAAGCUAAUACAAGUAUGACCGCACAUGUUUCCUGUU
Messenger RNA from Lolium rigidum, 925 nucleotides. Its product is annotated as basic leucine zipper 23-like. The transcript has a single exon. The coding region runs from base 32 to 655 and encodes 207 amino acids. Gene Ontology annotation, molecular function: RNA polymerase II cis-regulatory region sequence-specific DNA binding; DNA-binding transcription factor activity, RNA polymerase II-specific. Lineage: Eukaryota; Viridiplantae; Streptophyta; Magnoliopsida; Poales; Poaceae. The record is from RefSeq and is a predicted model, not a curated record. Gene Ontology annotation, biological process: regulation of transcription by RNA polymerase II; DNA-templated transcription.